CCUUUUCACAUUUUUUAUUAAAAUAUUUCUACUUUGAGGAGAUAAUGGUAAAGUUUAUUGGACUUAAAAUUCAAGGAAUUCGAAGUAUUGGUGAUUCGCCGCAGUGCAUUAAUUUCUUGACUCCGUUAACUAUAAUUCAAGGGCCUAAUGGGACGGGAAAGACGACGGUCAUUGAAGCCUUAAAUUACAUUACGACAGGUGCCUUGCCAGCAGGGAAAAUGCCAACAUUUAUUCACAAUAAUCAGGUUUGGUUGAAAGUUGAUGCUUUGGUUCAACUUAUCUUCAAGGACAUUAAAGGCAAUACUUGUACGGCAACCAAGCGAUUGAAUGCGAGCGUUGUACGUGGAGGUAAAUUGACUACGAAAUCUGAUGAAUUUAAUCUUAAAAUUGUUGACAAGUUUGGUAAUCCAAAGUCACUUUCUUCAAAAAUUGGUGAUUUCAAUAAAGAGAUGCUUAAUUUAAUUGGAGUGCCUAAAGCAAUUCUUGAAUUUGUUCUAUUCUGUCAUCAAGAAGAAUCAAAUUGGCCUCUUUCUGAACCAAAAGAAUUAAAACAACGUUUUGAUGCAAUUUUCGAAGUUACAAAAUAUGUAAAGGCUUUGGAUGCAAUCAAAAGGAAUAUUAAAGAAUUGAACCUGCAAAUUCAGUUAAUUGACAAAGAACUUCCUCAUUUGGAAAGUAAUUUGCGUUCUAGAGCUGAGUUAACUAUGAAUUAUGACACGAGCCGUACAACAUUAAAACAAAAUCGAGUAAUAAUUGACAAUUUGUUGGAAGAAAAGAAAGUUGUUGAAGCAGAAUUAGUUGUAACUCGAGAAAAAUUGGAAAAAGCUGUUGAGGCAUCACAUAAAUUUGAGGUGAUUAAAGGAAAGAUAAAUACACAUCAACGUUAUAUGGAAGAAUUUCUUACUGAAAGUAAUUAUCCUGGAACACGUGAACAAUUGUUAAUUGCUAUUAAUGAUCUAAGCCAUUCUAGUGAAAUACUUGAAGCUGAAGCUAAUAGAAUGAGUAUUGUUCGUAAUAUCUCAACCUUUGCGAAGAAAAUUGCUGAUUUGAAAAAAGAAGAAGAAUAUUACCGUGAAAGAAUGAUUGAAUAUGAUUCUAAACAAAUGGUCAUGAAAAAUCGGGAGGAUGAAUAUUUGACUUUUUUGAAUCAACUUUCUGAAAAAUACCAGAUUCCAUUAGGACCAACCUUUAUUGACAAACUUAAAGCUCAGGCUGAUGCUACAAUGGCGAAAUCGGCUGAAUCGAUUAAACUUGAAUCUGCACGUGCAGAUGAAUUAUCUGAUAAUAUUGAAAACUUGCGUAUUCAAUUGGCUGAAUACAAAAGCGAAAGCCAGUCAAAACGACAAGAAUUUUACAAACUUUCUCAGCAAAUUUGUAUCGCUGAAAGAGAAUUUAAGAAUGCAGAAAAUGCUUCAAAUGCAGUUGUCAAACUUUCUCAAGAAAUUGUCAAAUGGGAGACUCAAUUACAAUCACUUGGUGAUUUCAAAUUGCUAGAUGAUAUUUGGGAUAAUCUUCAAGAGAUGCAGAGUGCUUUGAAUGUUCUUCGAAUGGAUUUGAUGGAAUUAGGUGCUGGUACUUCUAUUGAUGAUGCUAGAGAAAUGUCAACAGCUGUUUUGGAGCGAAUGAAUGGUAAAUUGGAAACUGUCUCUAGCCAUAUUACUGUUUUGAAAAAACGAGUGCAAAUUACAAAUCAGUUAAUGGAAUUUAAAGAUAGAAAAGCUUUGGCUGGAGAAAAAGUUGUUCAAGUUGAAUCUAUGAAACAAAAGUUGGAUCAAAAUAAAGAAAAACUUAAAGAAGUUGAAUCACUACUUGCUUCUGCAAAUCAACAUUUGCCUGGUUUAGAAAAAGAAAUUUCAAAACUUGAAGGGGAAAGGACCAAAAUUUUAAAAGAAAUUUGUACUAAGGAACGAGAUGCUCAAAUGGUUGUUGAUUCUAUUGAUCUUGCAAUUUCAAAAAUAAAUGAUAUGAAAAAUUUGAAUGAAAGAGAUCGUGAUUCAACUGAUUCAACAGAUGAUUAUAGAGAAAAAAUGGAAGAAAAGAGGCGUGAAAUUGAUGGAUUAUUAGAUCAACGACGUAAAUUAGAAACUCAAUUGAGCGGUGUUGAAAAUAGAAAGUAUGAAUUAAAACGUUUACAGGAGCAAUUGUCGAGAAUGGAUAUUCAGAAAGAGAUUGACAUGUUGCAAAGAGAAUUAAGAGAAGCAAAAGAAAGUGCAAUGAUCGAAGGAAUUGAAAGUUUAACUGAAACUAGAACGAAGGAGAACAGACUUAGUCAACGUGCUGUUGAGAUUAACAAUAAAAUUCAUGAAAAGAAUGGAGAACAAUUACAAUUGAGAAAGAAAAUUGAAGAUUUGAAGAGACAAUUAUCUGAAACUCGUUAUGUGGAUGCAAAAAAACUUUAUAUUGGUAAAAUGGUUGAACGACAAGUUACUUUAGAGGCUAUUGAAGUAUGGGGGUUUUUUCUAAUAUAA
Molecule: messenger RNA, 2468 nt
Organism: Meloidogyne enterolobii
Lineage: Eukaryota; Metazoa; Nematoda; Chromadorea; Rhabditida; Meloidogynidae
Source: the annotation of a GenBank genome assembly